Messenger RNA from Penicillium canariense, 1923 nucleotides. RefSeq names its product fungal specific transcription factor domain-containing protein. NCBI's taxonomy places the organism in Eukaryota, Fungi, Ascomycota, Eurotiomycetes, Eurotiales, Aspergillaceae. Gene Ontology annotation, molecular function: zinc ion binding; DNA binding. The record is from RefSeq and is a predicted model, not a curated record. The transcript is spliced from 4 exons. Gene Ontology annotation, biological process: DNA-templated transcription. The annotation marks the transcript as partial.
CCCACAAACCACCGGAUUAAGCAAUUGGAACAAGAAAAUGCUUUUCUUCGUCAGCAAUGCGCCCAGCUGCGACAUGCACACCUGGGUGUCGUUGAACGACCUGCUCUGAUUCCAACAGAAGCUUCCCUUGCAGCGCUAAGCCCGGCACGAAGUCAGAUCACAGGAUCAAUAUCCAACCAUGCUGAGCCUUCUCCAAGCGAUCAUCAUUCAAGCAGAGGCCGGGAUACAUCCCACCCAGAGGUACCAGACAGCGAGAACCAUCGCCACAGUACAUCAUUGUACCAUGGGCCCACCAGCACAGUCUAUGAUGAUACUGCAAAUUCAGGAGCCGAUGAAGAAAAUGCAGAGCUGUUUGCUUCUCCCGUUAGCGAAGAGUGGGCUCGUCACCUCCUUUUUGCUCAGACAGCAAGGCAGAGGCAGCAAGAGCCGUUGAACCUCGUUGCAGGGAAGCUUGACUUUGAUGAAGUUGAUCCGGAGCUUGGCAUGCAUUUACUGUCCAUCUAUUGGAGUCGCCAACUCUAUACCGCACAGAUCACGUACCGAUCGGUAUUCAUGCGGGACAUGGCCUGCAAUGGUCCUUAUUUCUCGAAAUUGCUACUCAAUGCUAUCUUGUUCACAGUCUCAAAGCACUGCCCCAGACCUGAGCUUCGCUCUGAUCCUGAUGACAUCACUACUGCAGGAUGGAGGUUUCGUCAACGGUUCACAGAGCUCCUGAGGGACUCUUUCGAUAAAAGUGAGGUCACUACACUGCAAGCAUUGCUUAUCAUGUCCAACUCGCUGUUCUCAAGGUGUGACGAACGCAGUCUUUCUUGGCUCUAUGCCGGAAAUGCAUUCAACAUGAUCAUUGAUCUUGGGCUUCACAUUCUUCCUUCUCCGAACAAAAUGUCGGCUGAAGAGCUUGAAGUCCGCAAGCGUGUAUUAUGGGGCGCGUACACAAUCGAUAAAAUCCAGUGUCUUCUCCAGGGAAGACCACCCUUGCUUCGCCAAGCCAAUUUCAAAGCAUCAUUGAAUUUCCUGGAUGAGUACGACGAGCUUGACACGUUUAAGGACCUUACAUACAAAUCCACUCAAUCGCAGUCGGCGGUGCCCUCGCUCAAUGUAUCGCUCCUUACAAAACUAUGCGAACUAUCCAUUAUCACUGAGCGCAUCUUAUGCGAGCUCUACUCCGAGUCGCAGAACAUGAACCAACAUCAGAGCGAGCAGACCUCGGCCGACAUCAAUUCGGAUAUCAGCAAAUGGCGCUCGAGUCUUCCUCCUCAACUCGACUAUAUAAGGUACCCCAGAGAAUCGGAAGUAUGGGUCCGGCUAAUUUCUUUCAGGGCACUUUCGAACGUUCUCACCAUUCUUUCCCAACGACCACUCUUCAUCGGUAGUAAUCGCGGUCAUGCUCGAGACCCAUCCACUGCAUAUGAAGCUAUCAACAUGUGCACCACAGCCGCAAAUCAAAUUGUCCAAAUCCUACGUGACUACUCACAGAACUUCUCAAUAACGACCGCCCCAUACAUGCUUUCGUACGCCACGUACAUCAGCGCAACCAUACACGCUCGUAUCGUUGCACAGAAGGGAAGAAAUUCAAAUUCCUUCCAUUCUCUACUGCUUUGCCGCAAUGUCCUACGGGAGCACCGGCGACUCUAUGGAGCGGCUGGGAAAGCCGUGGCUAAUCUUGAUAAGCUCGUUGGUCAUCUGGGCAUCGAUAUUACCGAGGAAGGUGAGAAAGGUACUUCGGUGGUUGGCUCUGCAGAUCAACUGCUCGCACAGGAAACAAUGUCUGGCCCCGAUCAGGCCGAUGCCCCAGAGCAGACUGUUGAAAUGGGAUCUCCGCAGCUGAACUGGGGCCUAUCAGAUCUCGACUUGGAGGCAAUCGCCCAAAGCUUCCGCCUCGAUGGAGAACUGUAUUAUCUGACGCAUCCAGUUGGGCUGUGA